Stylophora pistillata is the source of this 2016-nucleotide messenger RNA. RefSeq lists its product as uncharacterized. NCBI's taxonomy places the organism in Eukaryota, Metazoa, Cnidaria, Anthozoa, Scleractinia, Pocilloporidae. Gene Ontology annotation, cellular component: nucleus. Gene Ontology annotation, biological process: base-excision repair. Gene Ontology annotation, molecular function: DNA binding; phosphoric diester hydrolase activity; DNA-(apurinic or apyrimidinic site) endonuclease activity. The record is from RefSeq and is a predicted model, not a curated record.
UAGGGAAGAGUAUCUUCGAUUCUCGCGAUCGACCAAGAUGCCACCAAAAAAGAAUAAAGAAUCAGAGGGUAGCAAAGGAAAAGGGAAACGUCCUGCAAAGAAAAACACAGCUGAUGACAGUGAACCCAAAUCUAAAAAGGCAAAGAACACAAGUGUUGAAUCUGAAGAAUCCGUUGAGGACGAGGAAGAAGCUGGAGAAAUUGACUAUGCAUGUACAACUACCUGCAAGAAAUGGAACUUUAAAAUUUCAUCCUGGAAUGUGAAUGGAAUCCGAGCUUGGCUGAAACAUGGCUCUACAUUGGCUUACAUGAAAAAAGAAGAUGCUGAUGUUUUCUGUAUACAGGAGACAAAAUGCCCAGAGAAAGAACUUCCAAAGGUCCAUNAGUGGUUCGAAUCCCGUACAGGCCUAAUUUUUUUCAGCAAAGUGAAGCCUUUAAAUGUAUCCUAUGGCAUAGGAAUCGCGGCGCAUGACAACGAAGGACGAGUCAUUACCGCUGAAUUUGAAGACUUCUAUUUAGUGACAGCUUAUAUACCAAAUUCAGGAAGAGGACUUGAAAGGCUUGAUUAUCGCCAGGGCUGGGAUAAAGAUUUCAGACAAUACCUCAAGGAACUGGACAAUAAGAAACCUGUUGUUCUGUGCGGGGACCUCAAUGUAGCUCAUAAGGAAAUAGAUCUAGCCAAUCCGAAAACAAACAAAAAAACAGCAGGCUUCACCAAAGAAGAACGCCAAGAUUUCACUGAGCUGCUCGAGGAAGGUUUCGUCGAUUCAUUUCGUCAUUUUUAUCCCAACAAAACCAAGCAGUACUCGUUUUGGUCUUACAUGAGAAACUCUCGCGCAAAAAAUGUUGGCUGGCGCCUUGACUACUUUGUCGUUUCCGAGAGGCUGGUACCUAAAUUGAGCGAUAGCCUCAUCCGCAUGCGUGUUACAGGGAGUGACCACUGUCCAGUUGUGUUAUUACUGGCUCUUUAGACGCUACAAUGUGCAUUUUUGUGUAAUUUUGCAGGAUUUCAAACAUUGAAACCAACCAUAUCUCUGGGAUAACUUUGGGAAUUAGCUUAUUAAUGUAAUUAAAGUUUUAGUUUGCGAAUUUGUUACCGUUUUGCUCACAUUUGAGUCAUUCAGAAUGAAAAAUGUUGUUUUUUUAUUGUAAUUUGGAAGUUAUGUCAAACACGUUUGUAUCAUCAAAUAAAUUAAGAGUAACUCUAUUGAAUGAAAGCUCGCUGGAAUUCGCCGAUAGAUGAUUCGUUUAUGACUUCAAGUCACUUCAACUCAGCGAAAGUUUUGACUUUAUAAACCCAGACUGAUAAAGUCCACCUGAACUUUCUUACACAGGACUUCUGUGGGAGGCAGGAUCAGGAAAAAAUUCUCCUCAAUCGAGAAUCUCUUUCAGUCAUAAUGCAAAUACGCAAACCUAUUUCAGUCGAGAUUACAGUUUCUUUCUCUGAAUGCAGCUUUCUCUUCAGGGGAACUUUGCUAAAAGAGGGGAACCACAAUGUCUUACUGCAACACUGCCACUGAAUCAAAGAUUAAGGGCACGAGAAUAAAGGAAAUCAUCAUCAACUAAAAAUGCCUCUGAUUGUUAGAGACAUUCUCCAUGUUAGUGCCGUAAGAAAUGAGCGAAGAACAGUAUAGAGAAUAUGCAGAGAAUAGAAUAGAGUGUAGAAUAGAAUAGGGCGUACGGGGUAAAUUCCUCAUCUCCGAAACAAAAUCGACUGUACGCUCAAGACCAAAGAGAACGAGGGACUGUCCACAGUUUUGUUUAUUCCAGCUUUUCCUUAACGUAAAAACGUCAUAGGGAUUUAUUUUGCGUAGGAUGUAAGUGUCCUUAGUAAUAAUGUAUUCCUUCUUUGGCAAAAACAACCAUUGCUUAUAAAUAACAAAGCCUUGAAAAAUAUCACUCUGUUAAAUCUAGAAAAUAUACACCGUGUAUCUAUUGAUAAAUUGUAUAAAUAAUACGGAGGUGCGACCCGAAUACAGUACAGAUAAAUAUUCGCAUUAAAUUGAGAUUGAUUACA